Messenger RNA from Carassius auratus (goldfish), 2458 nucleotides. RefSeq names its product zinc finger protein 229-like. NCBI's taxonomy places the organism in Eukaryota, Metazoa, Chordata, Actinopteri, Cypriniformes, Cyprinidae. The record is from RefSeq and is a predicted model, not a curated record. Gene Ontology annotation, cellular component: PcG protein complex; transcription regulator complex; chromatin. Bases 356 to 1879 code for a protein of 507 amino acids. The transcript has 4 exons. Gene Ontology annotation, molecular function: RNA polymerase II cis-regulatory region sequence-specific DNA binding; DNA-binding transcription factor activity, RNA polymerase II-specific. Gene Ontology annotation, biological process: regulation of transcription by RNA polymerase II.
ACCGCUGUACGAGAACAUGUUUUCGGAUCAGCGAUUAUUCUCCGCGUAUCGUUUAUGAUACAUUGUUUAAAUGUGACAAUAAUAAGAGAACAAUAACCGGUAACGUUAGUUAGCGUCAACGAACACUGGCACAAUAACAGUCAUCGCGAGCAAGUACAUGGAGUAACGUUAGUGCAAAUUUGACCAAACUAAAAGAUGGUUCGAAAACACAAAUAAUAUGAUGUGACAAUUUGGUUUGAAACGUCAAACAACGAGCUGGAGGCCUUUUUAGCUUGUUUAUAUUACAAAGAAAGUAGCUAAGUUAAACUAUUCUCGGUUGGUUUAAGGCUUUUUAAGAAUCUGUUUACUCGUCAUUAUGUCCGAAGUCAUACACUCGUUUCAGUCACAGCUGUCCGGGGUCAUGGAGACCGUGUUUAAAGCUGCCAUAUUUGAAAUCACCCGUCUCGUGGAGGACAGUUUCGUGAAGGAGGUGUCCCGUAGUCGAGAGCAGGUAGAGACUCUGAAGAAAAGGCUUCAGUGGAGUGAGACCAGACGGAAAGAUCAAGAGACGAGUGUGAGGUGUGCAGAGUGUGACAAAGCCCGGGUGUGUGACGAGGGAAAAGAGGAAAUGUCAACACAAUCAGAAAAUGAACGGAGCCUCAAACAGGAGAAAGUUCCAGAUGGGAACUGGGGAAGCUGCGAGUUGGAGUCUGACACACUUUUGGGAAAAGAGAGGUUAGAAGUCCAAACCAGCACCAGUAAUACAGCAGAGUCUGCAAGCACAGAGGUCAGGAAACUGGACUGUGUAUUAAAAGAGGAGACCCUUUAUGUCACUGCCGCUAAUAAAGAGCUUCAGGAUGGGUGGACGGUGGAUACUGAAGGAGCUCAUUUCUCAGCUCACAGUUACAGUGAGCAGGAGCUGCAGCAGAUUCAGGAAGAGUGGAGCUCUGGACUUGAUCAGACCGCUGACAAUGAAGCUUAUGCAGAUAUUGUAGACAUCCAUGGUCUGACGUACCGAACACGUUAUGACGUAGAAGAGCAAGCAAGCUACAGUGUGCAUGAACUGGACAUGGGAGACCUGGAUGGUCUCGGAGAAAAAACCGAAUACAUGUUGGGUAAUUCAGUAUCGGUUGCAGUUGGGCCUGAUCGUCACAGCUCUUCCAUUAAGAGUAAGAGAGGAAAUAGAGAAUCUUUACCAUUGCAGGUCAGCCCAGAGACAGAAGAUGUGGAUAGGGACAUGCACUGUUUACUUAUUAAUGCAGAUGGCCACUUGCAAGACAUAAAUUCCUUCACAGAAAUUCGAAGUGGGGCUGCAGGAGGUACUGGACAUAGAGGACAUUCACUGUAUGUUGGGGACACAGCUAGUGGUGCAGUUUAUAAGGGACAUGCAUUGAAUCACUCUCUGAAACCUAAUGUUGAACAAGCAUUAGGAGACAGCAGGGCUUCUGCAAAAGUCACUUCAAGUGCUGCUUACACAUGUAACCAGUGUGGUAAGAAGUUCACUCAGGCCUGCAACCUAAAAGUGCACCAACGUGUCCACCAGCGGGACGGUCUCCACCUGUGCAGCCACUGUGGGAAAGGGUACUCGUCCUUCAGUGACCUGCGAAGGCACCGAUGCAGUCAGACCGGAGACAAGCCCUACACCUGCACGCUGUGUGGGAACAAAUUCAGCCGACUGUGGAACCUCAAGCUGCAUCAGCGUAUUCACACACAGGAGAAACCACACAAGUGCACUUUGUGCAGCAAGAGCUUCACCCGGGCCGACAUCUUGAAAGUCCAUCAACGUACCCAUACAGGAGAAAGACCAUACAGCUGUGGUAUCUGUGGACUGAGCUUCAAACGACUGGAUCAUCUCAGGUCACAUCAGCGCAAACAUAGUGCUGACCAGGACAAUCCAUAAAAAAAAAAAAAUUUACUUAAACUGCUGAAAGGUCAUAGAUCACAGAUUGUUGGAGGGCCAUACAUUUUCCAUAAAUCAUAACAUCGUUGCUGUGGAAUCUCCCAUUAUAGUUAUGUCUUCUGGAUAAUUUAAAUAGUUUGUUUUGAAAGGGAUAGUUCAACCAAAAUUGAAUAUGCAUUAUUUACUGUCCCUUAGGUAGUUUAAGUCUUGCAUGUCAUUCUUCUGUGGAACAUAAAGGAUUUUAUUUAUUUUUUUGUCUAUAUAAUCCGUUUGGUUUCCAACAUUCUUCAGAAUUUCAUAUUUUGUGUUUAGCAGAAGAAAUGAAGUAAAACAGGUUCAAGAGUAAAUGAUGACAGAAUAUACAUUUGUGGGUGAACUAUGCCUAUAAGUUAUGCUAUGGAUAAUGUGGCCAACUUUGCAUCCCUUAAAAGUUUGAAUAUUGUUUACUUGUGAUGCAGAGUGGUCAGAAAUUGUCACUUUUAUCUCCUUUAGAGCCUUAUUGUCUAUAACACUCAUUUUGAAAAAUGUAUGUAUUUCGGUUUAUUUUAAUAAAUCUACCAAACAUAUUUGAUCAAAUAU